Molecule: messenger RNA, 1384 nt
Organism: Acaulospora morrowiae
Lineage: Eukaryota; Fungi; Glomeromycota; Glomeromycetes; Diversisporales; Acaulosporaceae
Source: the annotation of a GenBank genome assembly
AUGUCUUUACGUAGGGUGGUGGUGACAGGUUUGGGUCUGGUGACACCCUUAUCGACUGGUGUGAAGUCUUCCUGGCAAAAGUUAAUAAAUAAUGAAAGUGGUAUAAUCACUCUAAGAUCGAAUGAUAAUGAAAUUGAACCAAGAAACGAUAACAUAAAUAUUCAAGACACGGAUCGAGUAGCUAAAUUGCCUUAUCAUGAAAGGGCGAAAGGUGUAUUUGAUGAAUUACCAGCAACCGUAUCCGGAGUAGUAAAACCCGGAAAGUAUGAGGUUGGUGGGUUUGAUGCAAAGGAGUGGCUGGAUCGUGGGGAUGAAAGGAAGAUGGCAUUAUUCACCCAAUAUGCUAUUUGUGCAGCAAAACAAGCUAUAAUGGAUGCCGAAUGGACACCUACAUCUGAAUUUGAAAAGGAGCGAACUGGAGUAUGUAUAGGAUCUGGUAUUGGAAGCCUCGAAGAUGUUGUCCAAGCAACUAAUACAUUUAAUUCUCAAGGUUCAAGAAAAGUAAGUCCAAUGUUUGUGCCAAGAAUGUUGAUCAACAUGGCGGCGGGACAUUUAUCAAUGAAGUAUGGAUUUCGUGGGCCAAAUCACGCUGCAUCGACAGCAUGUACGACCGGCGCACAUUCAAUUGGUGAUGCAAGUAGGUUCAUACAAUUUGGGGAUGCUGAUGUUAUGAUUGCCGGUGGAUCGGAAGCGUGUAUAUUGCCGUUGUCGAUUGCAGGAUUCGCAAAAGCAAAGUCGCUGGUGACCAAGUACAAUGAUCGACCAGAAGAGGCUUCACGUCCUUUUGAUCGUGAUCGGGAUGGAUUUGUGAUAGGUGAAGGUGCUGGAAUUGUUGUACUUGAGGAUUACAAUCACGCGAGAAACCGUGGUGCAAACAUUUACGCGGAAAUUCGUGGUUACGGUCUAUCAGGUGAUGCACACCAUAUGACCGCACCACCUGAAAGUGGCAAAGGUGCAGAAUUGGCGAUGCGAAGAGCAGUGAAACACGCCCAAUUAUCUUUCAGUGAUAUCGAUUACAUAAAUGCGCAUGCUACAUCAACUUUAUUAGGAGAUAUUGCCGAAAACAAAGCGAUAAAAUCGAUCUUUGAAAGCUCCAUUCGUAAUGAUAAAUCCAAGAAACUGGCGGUAUCGUCGUCAAAAGGUUCAAUAGGCCAUUUGCUGGGAGCAGCCGGAGCAGUUGAAGCCAUUUUUACUAUAAUGGCAAUCAAAAAUAGCAUUCUUCCACCUACGCUAAACCUUCAUAAUCCCGGGAACCCUCCAACCGAUUUUACGUCAUUUAAUUAUGUUCCACUGGUCGCCCAACAUUGUUCUUCUGGUAUAAGAGCUGCAUUAACAAAUUCCUUUGGAUUUGGUGGCACAAAUGCAUCAUUAUGUUUCGUAAAGU